Molecule: messenger RNA, 2254 nt
Organism: Hyaena hyaena (striped hyena)
Lineage: Eukaryota; Metazoa; Chordata; Mammalia; Carnivora; Hyaenidae
Gene: INAFM2
Product: InaF motif containing 2
Exons: 2
Coding region: 529-987 (152 amino acids)
Source: RefSeq, a predicted model, not a curated record
ACUCUCUCCUAACGGGGCGUCCCAGAGGGGCUCGCGGCGCCCGACACAAGCCCGCCUCCCCUCGCGGCACUUCCGGACCCCGGCGUCGCCCUUUUAAGAGGCAGCCCCCAGCAGCGCUCCCCCCGCCCUCUGUGGCCGGCGCGCGAGGUGGGGGAGCCGGGCUGUAGAGGAGCGCGCCGUCCGCGCCGCCACUGGAGACCGGGCAGCCGGCGGCCGGGCAGGCGACGGCGGCAGCGGAUGGGGACGCGGAGCCGAGCGGCUGUGGCGGCUGUGGCUGUGGCGGCGGCGGGGAAGCAGCUGACGGGCCGGCGGCGGCGGCGGCGCUGGCGGCAGUGACUGGUCCAGGCCCCGGCGGCGGCUGCAGCGACGCGGUGGAGGGCUGCGGGCGGGCGGCGUGAGGAGCGGCGGAGGAGCGCGGAGCUGCCGGGAGCCGAGGGCGCUGGGCCGCCCCUUGUCCAGUCCUCGCAGGCCGCCAGGCCCCCUCCAGCCGGGGCCGUGGAGCACCGGGGCAAAGGCCGGGGCCCCCCCAUGAAGGAGCGCGACGCGGCCCCGGCCGAGCGGGGCAAGCCGGCCACCUACACCGGGGACAAGAAGGCGAAGAUGGCGGCCAAGACCAACAAGAAGUGGGUCCGGCUCGCCACCGUGUUUGCCUACGUGCUCUCCGUGUCGCUGGCCGCCAUCGUGCUCGCCGUCUACUACAGCCUCAUCUGGCAGCCGGUGGGCGCCGGGACCUCGGGGGGAGCCGCCGGCCCGCCCCCCAGCGGCUCCAACGCCACCGGCCCGUCCGGGACUUCGGGGGCGGCGGCCGGGCCCAAUGCCACGGGGUCAUCCCGCCGCGAGGCUCCGCGCGACGCGCCCCCGCUGCAGGCGGCGCGGCCCAUGCCUCCGGAGCCCUCUGCAGACAGUCCCCUGGCCGGGCCGCUGGAGCGGCCGCAGGGACCGCAGGAGGACGAGGAGGAAGCAGCGGCGGCGCCCGGGAGUCGUUGAACCCCUCCGCUCCAGGGGCGGCCGGGAACCAUUCUCCCCUCCCCACGCCCGGAGGCAAGACUUUGCAGCAGGACGGGGCGGGGAGCCCGCGGGAGCGACCCCCACGGGAGUGAACGCCCUCUCUCCCCGCAAAGAUCGCCAGCUAGCCCCGGGAGCCAGGGGCCUGCAGUCGGAUCUUCAAGCCGAGGGACCACGAUUCGCCGGGGGCUCGGGGUUUGGUCUUCCCAGGACCGUGCUGCGCCAGGGCUCUGAGCCAUAAAGGGAAUGGGGGGAGGGGUGGGGAGAUCCCAGCUCUGAACCCUUUUUCGCCGCUAGCUCUUGUGUAUCCUAUAUGCAGGGGUGACUCGGGCUUUCCCCCAAGACUCAGGGGAAGGAGGGAGCUGUAGGGGCUCUUCUUUAAUAAGCUGAAGCUCUCGCAAGGAGGAGGGCACCAAAAGUAGUGGAGCUCAGGUACGUCAACCUAGUUGCAGUGGCCACAGAUGCAUUUAAUUUAUAGAUCCCUGUAUAUAGUUGUUGACAUAUGCACUAGAAGCUAUAAUUACACAGAACUAUAUGUAUCCUCCCACAACCCUGGGUAGCUUCCGACUGAUGGGGUCAUGCAAGGGCUAUUUGCUGGCCCCCAAAGUGCAGCUAGCCAGAAGGGCACAAACACUGGUGGUUUUUUUUCAAUCACCCACUCUUUCCCCUUUCCCCUCUCCUAUUUCAGAAAGAUAGGUUUAUGACCCAAAAGAGUAUAAUCAUUCUUAGGCUUGAAAGGACAGUGGAAAACCUUAGAAGAAGUAGAAGCAGUUUAGGGAGGCUGGAGAAGGAACUAACCCCCUCCUCUUCCCACCCUAGUGCCCCCACGGAAGAGGCUUCCUGUUGCAGCCCUAAGUAUCUGGAUACAGGCCAGGGAAGAAGGAAGGGAAAGAGCAAUGCCUCUGUGCUUCAAUCCUUGGCCUUCUCACAGAGUUCUUUUAGGAAGAGCAAGCUUUUGAGAACAUCUGGGAAUCCAGUCCCCUGUCCCCAUCCCUGCAUUCUGGACUGUUUAAUCCACUUUGGGAUGGAUCAAAGAGUCUAGCGAGACCACUCGUAGGCCCAGCUGCUGGCCUCCUGACUCUAAAGCCUUCACUGGAAUUGGGACAUUAGCUCCAGCUCUAGCUGUGAACAUGACCAGAGACAUUAUUUAUAAUUCAGCCAUUUAAGAUAUACCUGUACUCAAAAAGUCCUGUAUAUUUUUUAAAAGUUUUAUUUUUCAGGUGAACAAAAAUACAUUCUAAGAACUCUA